CUGUGGUUAAGUAGUAAAACUAAACUGCCACCUGUACAUUAAUCUGGCCAUGCAUACUUAUUAUGAACCCAUUUUCUGCUCUGCUCUUGCUUUGCUUUGCAUUUCUUUCCCAAACUGAAGAAGCUAAGCUUAGCGCGGCGCCAUGGACGUGGCCAUGGCGCUCGCCGUCCUCUUCUUCUGCCUCCUCCUCCUCUCCUCCGCCGCCAUCACCUUCCUCCUCCUCCGUCACUGCCUCUCCGGGCUCCGGCGCCGCCACCGUGCUGCCGCCGCCGCCGACGUCGACGCCGAGGCCGCAGAAGGCGGGGCGGGAGCACGACAGCUGAUGCCGCCGUGUUCUCCUCCUCCUCAGCAAGAGCUGCCGUUGUUGCGGCCGGCGGCGAAGUUGGUGCCGUCGACGAAGGAGGAGGGGGAGCCUUGGAAGCUGACGUGGCGGGAGGUGGAGGCGCUCACCGGCGGCUUCGACGAGGCGGCGGUGGUGGGGCGAGGUGGCUCCAGCACGGUCUACCUGGCAAGCAGCUGCAGGGUCGCCGUCGUCUCGCCGCCCGUGGCGGUGAAGGUGCACCGGUGGUGCGGCGGCGAGCGGUGGCUGCGCGCGUUCCGGCAGGAGCUCGACCUGCUCCGCCGCCUCCGCCACCCCCACAUCGUCUCCCUCCUCGCCUACUCCGACGACCACGAGGAGGGAGGUGCACUGGUCCUGGAGUACCUCUCCGGCGGCACCCUCGCCGACCGCCUCCACGGCGGCGCAUCGCCGCCUCUGCCAUGGCGCCACCGCAUGCGCGUCGUCCACGACGUGGCCGGCGCGCUCGAGCACCUCCACGACGGCGCGCCUCCGGUGGUGCACGGCGACGUGUCGGCGUCCAACGUGCUCCUCGACGGCCGUGGCCUGGGCGCGCGGCUCUGCGACCUGGGCUCCGCCUGCGAGGGGUUCUCCGCCGCCGUCGCGCCCACCAGGGCGGCCGUCGGCUCGCCGGGCUACGUCGACCCCUUCUUCCUCCGCACCGGCAUCGUCUCCAAGAAGUCCGACGUCUACAGCUUCGGCGUGCUUCUGCUCGAGGCCAUCACCGGCUCGCCGGCCGCCGGGAUACCCGGCCCGGAUGGCGGCGCCGGCGGGGGCAACCUCACGGCGCGGUUGCUGCCGCGUGUCAGGACGGAGGGGGUGGACGGGCUCGCCGACCGCCGGCUGGGCGACGACUACGACGCGGCGGAGGCCGGCGACGUGGCGAGGAUCGCCGUCGAGUGCCUGGCGGCGCAGCCGGGCCUCCGGCCGACGAUGGCGCAGGUGCGCGCGGCCAUCGCGGAGAAGGCGGCGACGUCCAUCUCCAUUGCUCAUCACGACCUGCACGAUGCCUCCGAUUCCACAUGAUGGAUAUCGGAUUGCAGUUUAUUUUUAUUUUGUAGAUGAUUUACUUAGUUAUUUUUGUGUCUGUGUGUUUUAUUAUUGGCAAGGUAAUUAAUUAAUUGUAGGAAACGAUGAACACUGCUUAGGAAAGAACUGGAAUCAAUUGAUUAGAGUGAUGAAAUACUGGAAUGUAAAUAUUGAUUUCUAAAUUAAGAGUGCAGCUUGUGCAUUUGGAUGCUA
Messenger RNA from Oryza sativa Japonica Group (Japanese rice), 1579 nucleotides. RefSeq names its product salt tolerance receptor-like cytoplasmic kinase 1. Lineage: Eukaryota; Viridiplantae; Streptophyta; Magnoliopsida; Poales; Poaceae. The record is from RefSeq and is a predicted model, not a curated record. Gene Ontology annotation, cellular component: plasma membrane. Gene Ontology annotation, biological process: protein phosphorylation. Gene Ontology annotation, molecular function: protein kinase activity; ATP binding.